UUUAUUGAGUUGCCAGUUGCACAGCAGGAGAAUCGCAUGCUCAUUGAUUCUUCUCUGCAAAAUCCAUGGACGGAAUGGACCGCUGCUCGGCCAAUUACGUUCCUCUCACUCCAAUCACCUUCUUGGAGCGCUCCGCCGCGGUCUACGGCGACCGGAUUUCUCUCGCCUAUGGACGUGUUCAAUACACUUGGAGAGAGACGCUUUUGCGAUGUACCAGGCUCGCUUCUGCUCUUGUUCGAAUGGGAAUCGCUCGCGGAGAUGUGGUUGCUGCCUUGGCACCGAAUAUUCCAGCUAUGUACGAGCUACAUUUUGCUGUACCGAUGGCUGGUGCAGUUCUUUGCUCCCUCAACGUACGCCAUGAUGCGGCAAUGGUUUCUACACUGUUGAGCCAUUCGGAAGCUAAAAUCAUUGUUGUAGAUUACCAGUUUGAACAUAUUGUAAUGGGAGCAAUUAAAGCUAUGUCCGAAAGGAGAGAAAAGAUACCUCUUGUUGUCAUUAUUAAUGAAUAUGAUCAGCCACCUUCCUACAUCGACAGAGAGGGCUCUGCUUCAGAAUAUCUAGAGUUUGAGAGCCUUUUAGAGUCUGGAAAACUCGAUUUCAAGAUCAGGCGGCCUAAAUAUGAAUUGGAUCCAAUUGCUCUUAAUUAUACUUCUGGCACAACAUCAAGGCCAAAAGGUGUUAUUUACUCCCAUAGAGGUGCAUAUCUCAAUGCUCUUUCUGCAGUUCUUCUGAAUGAUAUGUGCUCACUCCCUGUGUAUCUGUGGGUUGUUCCAAUGUUCCACUGCAAUGGAUGGAGCUUAACUUGGGGCGUGGCUGCACAGAGCGGCACAAACAUCUGCCAGAGAAACGUGAGUGCUAAAGAAAUUUUUGAAAAUAUCUCUCUGCAUAAGGUUACUCAUAUGGGCGGUGCACCUACUGUCUUAAACAUGAUUAUCAAUGCACCAACAAGCGAACAGAAGCCCCUUCCACGGAAGGUAACCAUGAUGACUGGUGGCGCUCCGCCGCCUUCCCAUGUUCUUUUUAAGAUGAGAGCAAUGGGAUUCCUGAUUGUCCAUGCAUAUGGUUUGACCGAAACUUAUGGGCCAGCAACAGUUUGCUCUUGGAAACCAGAAUGGGAUUCACUCCCUCAAGAUAAACAGGCAAAGCUAACUUCUCGCCAAGGAUUGCAGCAUGUUGGGCUAGAGGAAGUGGACAUAAAGGAUCCUGUCACCAUGGAGAGUGCUCCAGCCGAUGGAAAAACCAUUGGUGAAGUUAUGGUCAGAGGCAACACUGUGAUGAGUGGAUACUUAAAAGAUCUCAAAGCUACACGGGAAGCCUUCAAUGGCGGAUGGUUUCGAAGUGGGGACUUGGGGGUGAGGCACCCUGAUGGUUACAUAGAACUGAAGGACCGUUCUAAGGACAUAAUCAUUUCUGGGGGAGAGAAUAUUAGCUCGAUUGAGGUGGAGUCUGUUCUUUUCAGCCAUCCAUCAGUUCUUGAAGCUGCUGUUGUGGGAAGACCUGAUGACCGCUGGGGUGAAACUCCAUGUGCAUUUGUGAAGCUCAAAGAUGGGUGCAGUGCCAGUGAAGAAGAUAUUAUAAAAUUCUGCAGAGAACACCUGCCUCACUACAUGGCUCCGCGAAGUGUGGUGUUCAAAGAUUUGCCAAAAACUUCGACAGGGAAAACUCAGAAGUUUAUUCUCAAGGAGGAGGCCAAGGCCAUGGGUAGCCUUCCAAAACAGACCAGCAAACUGUAAUAAUCGAGGCUCGGUUGGUAUCAGUUGACACCUUCACUCAUUAAGUGGCAUUUAAUGUUGUUGUACUUUCGGCUUUUACAGCCUCAGGGAAAUUAAGUCGUCGUAGUGGUGUGAAUUGUAUGGUACAUAUUUAUUACUUCCUAUGUAACCUUUGUUUACAUUUUUCUUACAAAAUGUUUAAAUCUAUUUUAAUCUCACGUUUUAACA
Cucurbita maxima (winter squash) is the source of this 1940-nucleotide messenger RNA. RefSeq names its product probable acyl-activating enzyme 1, peroxisomal. The record is from RefSeq and is a predicted model, not a curated record. Bases 66 to 1733 code for a protein of 555 amino acids. The transcript is spliced from 3 exons. NCBI's taxonomy places the organism in Eukaryota, Viridiplantae, Streptophyta, Magnoliopsida, Cucurbitales, Cucurbitaceae.